Gekko japonicus is the source of this 1533-nucleotide messenger RNA. RefSeq names its product transmembrane and coiled-coil domain family 3 (gene TMCC3). Lineage: Eukaryota; Metazoa; Chordata; Lepidosauria; Squamata; Gekkonidae. The record is from RefSeq and is a predicted model, not a curated record. The coding region runs from base 103 to 1533 and encodes 476 amino acids. Gene Ontology annotation, cellular component: endomembrane system. The transcript is spliced from 4 exons.
CGCCUUACAGACCGUGCGAGCGACACCAACUCCGGGGCAGGCGUCUCUUCUGCCCGGUGGGUUGCCAGGCGUGCGACCUGCGCGCCCCCGAAAGCGGCGAUCAUGCCUGGCAGUGAUACCGCGCUCGCGGUGGACAGGACGUAUUCGGACCCGGAGAGGCACCGGCGCUUCAAGACUCGGGUGGAAAGACAUGACAUGAAUACUCUCAGCUUGCCUCUUAACAUUCGGCGUGGGGGUUCAGACACAAACCUCAACUUUGACGUACCUGAUGGUGUGUUUGAAUUUCAAAAAGUAAAAAUCAGUGCAGACAGCUUGAAACAAAAGAUUCUGAAAGUUACAGAGCAGAUCAAAAUAGAACAGACAGCUCGGGAUGGAAAUGUGGCAGAAUAUUUAAAACUGGUGAACAGCGCAGACAAGCAGCAAGCUGGACGAAUUAAACAAGUGUUUGAAAAGAAGAACCAAAAGUCUGCCCACUCCAUUGCCCAACUGCAAAAGAAACUGGAACAAUAUCACAGAAAGCUCAAGGACAUUGAACAAAAUGGUUCCUCCAGAAGUACCAAGGAUACUUCCAAAGACAGUCUAAAGGAAAUUCAGCACUCUUUAAAGGAUACUCAUGGAAAAUCUCGUACUACGGGUCAGAGCAAUGAGAGCAAGACAGGUGUUCCAGGUGUCUCCUUAACACCCCCAGUGUUUGUAUUCAGCAAAUCAAGAGAGUUUGCAAACUUGAUCCGGAAUAAGUUUGGUAGUGCUGACAAUAUUGCUCACCUGAAGAGCAGCUUGGAUGACUUCAGGCCUGAAACUAGUUCUAGGGCCUACGGUGGCAGUGCCACCAUCAUGGCCAAGCCAAAAUAUGCAAGUGAUGAUGAAUGCUCAAGUGGAACAUCUGGCUCUGCAGAUAGUAAUGGAAAUCAGUCCUUUGGCCAUGGUGGGACAAAUGCUCUGGUCAGCCACGGAAAGCUUUCCAUGAUCUUGGAAGAGCUGCAAGAAAUAAAGGAUGCACAAGCCCAGUUACAAGAGGAUAUAGAGAAUUUAAAAGUGCAGUUCAAAAGAGACUAUGGCUUUAUUUCUCAAACACUGCAGGAGGAAAGAUACAGGUAUGAACGAUUAGAAGACCAACUGAAUGAUCUAACGGACCUCCAUCAGCAUGAAACAGCCAACUUGAAACAAGAGCUAGCUAGUAUUGAAGAAAAGGUAGCAUACCAGGCCUAUGAGCGGUCACGAGAUGUCCAGGAAGCCUUGGAAUCUUGCCAGACACGUGUUUCGAAACUGGAGCUCCAUCAACAAGAACAGCAAGCCCUGCAGUCAGAAACUGUUAAUGCCAAAGUGUUGCUUGGGAAAUGUAUAAAUGUAGUCUUGGCCUUUAUGACUGUCAUCCUAGUGUGUGUUUCCACCAUAGCAAAGUUUAUUGCUCCUAUGAUGAGGAGCCGUUUCCAUAUUCUCUGCACCUUUUUUGCAGUGACUAUCCUUGCAAUUUUAUGCAAAAACUGGGAUCACAUUAUCUGUGCCAUAGAAAAGAUGAUCAUACCAAGAUGA